AUGUCCGACGUCGACCAAACCACCACGCCACAAUCUCAGUCUCAACCUCGACCUUCACCUCGGCUUUCUUCUUUUGUGACACACCACCCGUCGCUCAUCCCCGCCCCGGAGUUGGCGUCGUCGAGGUACAACCGUCAACUGUUGGUCCCUCAGUUCCGCCUCUCCGGCCAAGCCCGGUUGAUGUCGUCCCGCGUCCUGAUCGUCGGCCUGGGCGGCCUCGGUUGUCCGGCCGCCCUGUACCUGGCCGGGGCCGGCGUGGGCACUCUGGGGUUGAUGGACGCCGACACCGUGGAGGUGGGCAAUCUGCACCGUCAGAUCGCCCACACCGAGGCGGCCGCGCGCGACUCGACCCCCAAGGUCCUCAGCGCCCUGGACCGGUGCAGGGCCGUCAACUCGGAGAUCGAAUACGUCACGUACGAGACGCGCGCCGCGGCGGAGACCAUCCUCGACGUCGUGUCGGGUUACGACGUCGUCCUGGACUGUACCGACAACCCGGCCACGAGGUACCUGAUCAGCGACGCCUGCGUGGUGUCGGGGAAGGUCCUCGUGAGUGGGGCGGCCCAACGCGGCGAGGGGAGUUUGGUGGUUCUGAAUCGCCCUCCUGGUCGGACGGCGGCGGGGGGGAGAGAAGAAGACGAACAAGAAGAAAAGGGUCCGUGCUAUAGGUGUGUCUUUCCUAGACCCCCACCGCCGGAGAUGGUGAGAGGUUGUAGUGAGAUUGGCAUCCUGGGACCGGUGGUCGGUUUGAUCGGUACAUUGAUGGCCGGUGAAGCCGUCAAAAUUUUGAGUUGGAGGAGGAAUGACCUUGGUCGUGAGGGCGGCGGCGGCGGUGGUGGUGGUGGUGUUGGUGUUGAACGAGACAUUAUGACCCACGAGAAGAAAAGACAACAACAUACCAUGCUCUUGUACAACACUUAUGCAAUGGAUCCGAAAAACAUGUUUCGAACAAUCACCUUGCGUGGACGCCGAAAAGAUUGUUUGGCGUGUGGUGAUGAGGAAGUUUUGACCACGAAAAACCUGACCAAAAUCACCGCCGAAACCAUGUCCCAAGGAAGGUUGGACUAUCAAGGGUUUUGUGGUGUGUUUGAAGAUUUCAAGAUUUUGGACCAAACCAAAAGAGUCGAUGCGAAAAAGUUUCUCGAUGAGACUGUUUUGUUGGAGGAGGAGGAGGAGGAUGACGACGAGGACUACAACAACAACAACAACAACAACAAGAGGAGUACUGUCAUCGUCGAUGUACGUGAAGAACAUGAAUUCGAACUCGGAACAAAAGUCAAAGGGAGUAUAAAUAUUCCAAUCUCCAAGAUUUUGACUUCUCAGGGUACGAAUGCUUUUGAUGGAUUACAUUUACGAUCAAGACCACGAUCACGACGACCACAGGUCCCCGAUCGUCGUCAAACUCGAUUGUCGUCCGGAGACAGAAUAAUGGGUGAUGACGGAGGAAUGCUGAACCCCGAAUCUCAUGUCCCCGUGGCUGCUCCCAGUGUCUCGAGUACGACCUUCCCACAACAAGGUGGCAUGGUGAAUCAAGAAUCUCACAUUCCUGUUCAGAGAGAUGAAGAAGGUGAUUUUCCUACGUCACCGGCGACGAGGUUGUUGGAAGAGCGUGGGAAUGACAAUACUGGGGGAACUGAAAACGAAGUCGAAGACAACGCAACAUCGAUAUACUUUGUGUGUCAAAGAGGCAACGAUAGUCAAAUUGCGGCACAAAAGAUGAUUGAGGCCGUUCAACUUGAGAAUGAACGAGAUACGGCCACGCAGAAGAAACAAUCAAAACCGAAAUGGGGUUGGAUAGGUGAUGUACAAGGUGGAUUCAUGGCCAUGGAAAGGAUCAGACCAUCAUGAUAGAGGGAAGGAAAUAUUGAAACACCUCGUCCGCCUUUUAUUCGCUCUCCAUACUCUGUCCGCAGCCUCCUGUCUGAUGUAUCCCGAGUCGGGACAGCAUUGCGGUGCCUACAAAUUGGUUUUCGUCUUGGGUUACUCCGUAAAAAGC
Molecule: messenger RNA, 1993 nt
Organism: Exophiala oligosperma
Lineage: Eukaryota; Fungi; Ascomycota; Eurotiomycetes; Chaetothyriales; Herpotrichiellaceae
Exons: 1
Coding region: 1-1845 (614 amino acids)
Biological process (GO): tRNA wobble position uridine thiolation; protein urmylation
Cellular component (GO): cytoplasm
Molecular function (GO): nucleotidyltransferase activity; URM1 activating enzyme activity; thiosulfate-cyanide sulfurtransferase activity
Source: RefSeq, a predicted model, not a curated record